Alternaria hordeiaustralica is the source of this 783-nucleotide messenger RNA. RefSeq lists its product as uncharacterized. Bases 1 to 783 code for a protein of 260 amino acids. The transcript is spliced from 2 exons. NCBI's taxonomy places the organism in Eukaryota, Fungi, Ascomycota, Dothideomycetes, Pleosporales, Pleosporaceae. The record is from RefSeq and is a predicted model, not a curated record.
AUGUCUGCCCGUCGAGCGCUGGCACCGCGCUCCAUCCACUUGCGCAUCGUGCCACGUCCCGCCAAUUUAUCCGAGAGCCGCGAGAUAUUCCGCGUCCUCCAACGCUUCGGCGAAAUCAGCACCUUCAAGUAUCUUCGGUACGAAUACCAGAACCCCGCCGACAAUGUCGCCCUCGCCAUCUACCGCGAUGAACCCGCCGCCCAGAGCGCUCUUGACGCCUCACCCCUCCGUUUCGCCCUCGAGAAGCUCAUAACCAGCGACACCGACACCGACGCACAAGUCCAGGCCGCCGAAGAAGACGAAGACGACACGCCCAUCCAGCAAAUCCCCAAGAAAGACGGCAUCGACGAGAUCCUCCGCCCCUCACAACUCCUAAACCGUACCUUACCCACCCCCACCGGCACCUCCCCCGCCCCAACACCGCCAUCCAAACCCCUCCCCUUCGACCCCCCACCGCACGCCUCCUCGCAGAAGAAAUCAACAAAAUGGUUCCAAGUAACCGUUGACCGCUCGCGUGCCGUGCACCCCGAUUUCAUCGAACGCCAACCCUACUGGAAGCAAUUCCACCCGAUGAAGAGCAUGGCGCAGGUGGAUUUGGAAAAGAGCGUGCCGCAUGUGGGGCUGAGCGAUGUGAGCAAGAGGCCGCCAAAUGCGUAUCGCACGCCGGCAAGAGUGCUCAGGGUGAUGAAUGAGUAUGUGGAGAAGAGGAUGCCGAGUCUCAGGGGGAUUGUGGAGGGCGGGGAGAAUGAGAGGGGGUUUGAGGAGAGGAGGGGGAGGGGGUGA